Morus notabilis is the source of this 2170-nucleotide messenger RNA. RefSeq names its product common plant regulatory factor 1. Gene Ontology annotation, biological process: regulation of DNA-templated transcription. Bases 372 to 1640 code for a protein of 422 amino acids. Gene Ontology annotation, molecular function: DNA-binding transcription factor activity; sequence-specific DNA binding. Lineage: Eukaryota; Viridiplantae; Streptophyta; Magnoliopsida; Rosales; Moraceae. Gene Ontology annotation, cellular component: nucleus. The record is from RefSeq and is a predicted model, not a curated record. The transcript has 13 exons.
UCUUCCCAUCCCUCUUCUUUCUAUUUUUUCUUCCCCGUUCCUCUGUGAAAAGCAACAACCUUUUGGGCUCGGAUUCUAGAGAGAGAAAGUAGAGAGAGAAAAUGCAUACGCUUUGAGGUCAAGAGUCUCUCGCCAUUGAGGAUACGUUAAGUUCCGAGGAAGAAUUCCUGAGGAAUUUUCGUUUUAGAUUAGAUUUCUGGCGUCAGGAUUGGAGAUUUGGAUUUUGAAGUCCCAAAAGUUAGUCCAUGUUCUAUUUGAUGCUAGGAGGCACGUUGAGCUUCGAUAUAUUAGUUUAAUAGAGUAAUCUGGCCAUCAAGGAAGCACCGAUAUCUCCGUGAAUAAUACUUGAAAAACCUGGUUGGUACCAUAUUAUGGGAAACGAUGAAGAGGGAAAGUCUGCGAAAUCUGAAAAAUCAUCUGCACCCUCAACACCGGAUCAGACAAAUCACACAAAUCAGACCAACGUUCACGUCUAUCCUGAUUGGGCAGCCAUGCAGGCAUAUUAUGGUCCCAGAGUUACUCUCCCGCCAUAUUACAACUCAGCUGUGGCUUCUGGCCAUGCUCCUCAUCCUUAUAUGUGGGGUCCACCACAGGCCAUGAUGCCCCCUUAUGGGGCGCCUUAUGCGGCAAUCUACUCACAUGGAAGUGUUUAUGCGCAUCCUGCGGUCCCUGUUGCAGCGCAUGGUCAAGGAAUUCCAUCAUCACCUGCUGCUGCGCCUCCUUUGAGCGUGGAAACACCUACAAAGUCAUCUGGCACCACCGAGAAGGAGUUAGUGAAAAAAUUGAAAGGAUUUGAUGGACUUGCCAUGUCCAUAGGCAAUGGUAAUGCUGAGGCUGUAGCUGAACAGAGGGCGUCACAGAGUACGGAGACCGAUGGUUCAAGUGACGGAAGUGAUGGGAAUAGUAUUGGGGCUAACCAAAGCAGAAGAAAAAGAAGUCGAGAGGGGACACCAACCACUGUUGGAGAUGAGAAGACUGAGAAGCAGGCAAAGCGAGUCUCCACUAGUGAGAUAAAUGCCGUCUCAGAUAAGACAUUGGGUGCAACUGUUCCACCUUCCGGCAUCCCAGGAAAGUUGGUUGGGUCUGUAGUUUCUCCUGGCAUGACGACAGCAUUGGAAUUGAGGAAUUCUAACCUAAGCACUAAGACUAGUCCUACGGCUACCCUCAACAAUACUUGUGCAGUAUUGCCAGCUGACUCUUGGUUACACAAUGAGCGGGAGCUGAAGCGAGAGAGAAGAAAACAGUCCAACCGAGAAUCUGCUAGGAGGUCGAGGUUGAGGAAGCAGGCCGAGACUGAGGAACUUGGACACAAGGUUGAGUCCUUGACUGCUGAGAACGUGGCGCUUCAAUCUGAAUUGAAUCGACUGACAGAAAACUCAAAGAAGCUGAGGCUAGAGAAUGCUAAAUUAGAAGAUAAGCUGAAAAAUGUUCAACUAGGACAUACAGAAAAGAUUCUAUUGAAUGACGUGGAUAAACCUAUCAGCACAGAGAACCUCCUUUCUAGGGUUAACAAUUCUGGUUCCAUUGAUAGGACUGCUGAGGAAGAGAAUGACAUGUAUGAGAAAAACUCGAACUCAGGAGCCAAGCUGCAUCAACUCCUAGAUACAAGUCCGCGGGCUGAUGCUGUUGCUGCUGGGUGAUUGAGGGACCGGUAAUUUCACGGUCUUUUUAAUUAUGUAGUUUUGGCAUAUUUCAAGCCCAAAAUUACUGCUAACAAUAAGCAGGGGAAUGAUACGGCUCAACAGAAUUGGCGUCUACAUAAACUGAUGUUUCUAAUUUCUUUUAUUUGCGAGUUAGCUCUCAGGGAAGAACUGAUGCUUUUCUAAUUAGAAUUCAGAGUGGCUGGGACGGCCACUGAAAGGUAGUGUACAUUGACGAGAUUUUAUAGACUUAAAAAAAAGAUUAGGGAAAACGGUUUGUGUGUGUCUGUUGGUUGUGUAAUUUUAUUUACUAGUGAUGUGAAGACCAUGCAAAAUAUGUGAACCAUGAAGACUCGGUUUACUCUCUCUGCCAGGUGCUUUAAUUCCUUGGCAAGCUUGCUUGGUUGUUUUUAGUUAAACAUAAUGGUAGAGUAUUGUAUUAACCACCUUUUGCUUAAUCUUCUUGUUCUGUGAUGUGAAUUUUAUUCAACUAAUGAAUUAUGGCAUAAAAUACUUUUUCUUAAUAUUCU